Messenger RNA from Morone saxatilis (striped sea-bass), 1426 nucleotides. RefSeq names its product angiopoietin-like 5 (gene angptl5). Bases 167 to 1324 code for a protein of 385 amino acids. The record is from RefSeq and is a predicted model, not a curated record. The transcript has 8 exons. NCBI's taxonomy places the organism in Eukaryota, Metazoa, Chordata, Actinopteri, Moronidae.
GAUGAGAGUGGAAGAAGGGAUGGACGUGUGAAGGAAAAGAGCAGACUCUGUGGAAAAAUGAAGCAUAAAUGAAGGAGUGGCUGCUGGUGACGGAGUGGAUAGAAUUCAGCCCCCCCUCCCUCCCCCUCGCCCCUGAAGGAAAUAAUCACAGUCAGACGACACUGACAUGAUGUGGACAACAACUGUCCUCCUGCUGCUUCUGCCUCAUCUGCUUUCCUCCACAGACACAGGAAACAGCACAAACUUUAACCAAUCAGAAAUAGUCAAUGAGGACUUCCCUGAUGUUCCGGUCAAAGGCCAUAAAUCUCCUGGAGGGGUCAAAGGUCGGGACACGUGCUCCAUUCCGUGCGACAUCACCGUCAAGCUGCUACGAGAUGAGAAACAUUCAGUUUGUGGCCAGUUGCAGCAGUCUCUGUUGGCGUUUGGACGCAGCACCCGGAAGCUGAUGCGAGAUGUGAUGGAGGAGCAGCAGAGAGCCCUGGACAUCCUCAGCAGUCAGGUCAUGGAGCUGAUGACCAAAGUGCAGACGCUCAGCUCUGAGGUUCAGAGAAGCAACACUGAGAUGUACUCCAUCAAACCUGUGCAGUCCCACGGACGAGACUGCAGCGACAUUAAGGACAAUCUAGUGUCAGUGGUCCCCAAGAUCCCCAGCGGUAUUUACAUCGUUCACCCAGACAACACAGACUCUUCAUUUGAGGUUUUCUGUGAGAUGGACUAUAUGGGAGGUGGAUGGACGGUGAUGCAGCGGAGGUCUGAUGGAUUAACUGACUUCAAACGACCCUGGGCUGAUUAUGUUGAUGGAUUUGGACACCUUGCAGGAGAACACUGGUUGGGUCUGAAGAAGGUAUUUCAUAUAAUAAACCAGAAAGAUACUCGGUUCCAACUUCACAUCGCUCUGGUCUCCCAUGAUGACAUCACCUCUUAUGCAUCAUAUGAUGAUUUCCACCUGGACAACGAAACCCAGUUCUUCAGCAUACACCUGGGGAGAUAUGCAGGCAGCGCAGGUGAUUCCUUUCGCGGCUACGAACAGGAGCAGAACCAGGACACGGCUCCGUUCAGUGCCUCAGAUGUGGACAACGAUGGCUGUAAUCCUUUCUGCUCCAUCGACAACCGCACGGUGGAGAGCUGCAGCACUCAAUACAACCAGACAGGAUGGUGGUUCAACCAGUGUGGCCUGGCGAACCUCAACGGCUCUCCUGAAGAUGCAGAGCAGGACCGGGGCCAGAGGACACGCAUCCUGUGGGACACCUGGAGACAGAACGGGAUCCCGCACACCAUCAAAUCUGUCACAAUGAAGAUCAGGAGGAUUGUAACCAAUAAUUGACAGAAGGAAGAGAAAGGAGGAUGAGAAACAGAGAGCGAGAGAAAGGGAAAAAGCACAUAUUGUACAAGUUGCACUGCAUCUUUGUUCAACCUGAUGUUUUAA